AAAGGCGAAAAACACGCUGGCGUACCGUAUAUGUAUAUCUACGCACUAGGGCAAAAUUAACAAGGUCGUUAAGCAGCUAACUUUAUUUAAGGGAUGUGACCUCUGAAACCUGUGAGAAACCACCUGUUUUGGGCCGACUCCUGAGUCAAUCCCUUAUUCCUUCCUCCCACUAUCCACGAAAUCCUCCAGAAGCUGCCUUCUUCUUAGGGUUUGGGCUACUUAUACCCUCUACUCACACUCGUAGAUAGCACUCAACUGAACAAAAUUCUCCCUUCACCUGUCAGAUCAUGGAAAGCUGGGAUAUUUCUCAGAAUUCCCAAAUCAAUGUCCAAUCCCCUUACCAGAGCUUGGAGCCACUGACCUGGAAUAAUUCCAUGGCCAUUAGCUCAGAGAGCUUACUGAUAAAUGAGCCUUUCUCUGAUUAUUCCGAGUUUUCCGACAAGGAACAGUGGACUCAGUUCCUUGCAGAUGAAAAUGAAGAUGAGUACUGUGCUGCAAAGGAAGAUAAUCGAGAGGAAAAAAAAGAAGCUGUUCAGGUCCACAGUCCCAUGGCCGCUAGCAGCCACUCUGGUUUUGACGAGCAGCAAUCGGAAGUUCUUUGUGCAGAAGACGAGCUGCCCGAGUUGUCCGAUGACAGUGGCAGCAGAAAAUCUUCCGAGGGAGAGAUUGUUGAUAGUAAGAGCAAGAAGAGGAAGAGGAGCGGGGAGAGAGGGCCUAAAUAUGCCUUCAAGACCAGAUCUGAGACCGAUGUGUUGGAGGACGGUUUCAAAUGGCGUAAAUAUGGCAAGAAAACAAUUAAGAGCAGCCCUCACCCUAGAAGCUACUACCGGUGCUCGGACAGCAACUGCGGAGUGAAGAAGAGGGUAGAAAGAGAUCCCACAGAUCACGGAGUGCUGAUAACAACCUACGAAGGGAAGCACAAUCACGAAAGCCCAUCGGUGAUCUAUUAUGUCGGAAAGCCCAUCAUUCUGCAGCACCCUGGUUCGAAACCCGCCAUAGUUCUUGUCAAUGCGGGCUUGUACUCUUAAGAUGCUAAGCUACUUACCAUGUUGAUAAAACACAGAAAUUGGACCGGGCUACGAGGAUUUUUGCGAUUUGAGGUAUGAUCACUUUGUGUGCUUUUGCUUCCUUACUGAGAAGCUUUGAAAUAUAUAAGUAUGGGCGCAGCUAAAUCGUCCAGGUGUACUGUGUUCCUUUGCAUAUGAAUAACGACUGCAAAGCAUUGGCGAGCAGUGGCGGACAAUGCUUUUCUCAA
Messenger RNA from Cryptomeria japonica (Japanese cedar), 1255 nucleotides. RefSeq names its product WRKY transcription factor 71. NCBI's taxonomy places the organism in Eukaryota, Viridiplantae, Streptophyta, Pinopsida, Cupressales, Cupressaceae. Gene Ontology annotation, molecular function: sequence-specific DNA binding; DNA-binding transcription factor activity. Gene Ontology annotation, biological process: regulation of DNA-templated transcription. Bases 288 to 1028 code for a protein of 246 amino acids. The record is from RefSeq and is a predicted model, not a curated record. The transcript has 3 exons.